This is a messenger RNA of Octopus bimaculoides (California two-spot octopus), 4050 nucleotides long. Its product is annotated as pituitary homeobox x. The record is from RefSeq and is a predicted model, not a curated record. Gene Ontology annotation, biological process: anatomical structure morphogenesis; regulation of transcription by RNA polymerase II. Gene Ontology annotation, molecular function: DNA-binding transcription factor activity, RNA polymerase II-specific; RNA polymerase II cis-regulatory region sequence-specific DNA binding. Gene Ontology annotation, cellular component: nucleus. Lineage: Eukaryota; Metazoa; Mollusca; Cephalopoda; Octopoda; Octopodidae.
UAUUAUUAUUAUUACUAUUAUUAUUAUUAUUGUAACGUAAUUGGCAGACAUCGUUUAGUAUAGACUUGCUUCAAGUUGGUUUUUCUUUGUAUGAGUGUGUAGGUGCGCGUGUGUGUGUGUGUGGUGUGUGUGUGUGUUUGGUGUUUGUUAUUGUCGUUGGUCUUGUUGUUUUCUUUUUUUGCUGUUGUUACUGUUGUUGUUGUUAUUGGUGGUAUUUCAUUUUAUUUACCGCUUCCUUUGUUUAGGAUUAGAUUAGCGUAUGUCGUCCACGAUAAUCGACAAAUGACGUGGUCGGUGACUCCUUAAAAGUCGAACACGCCUAGCACAGUUACACUUUCUUGUAUAUGUAUAUAUAAUAUAUCAUAUGAUACAAUAUAGUAUAUCAUACAUAUACAUACAUAAAUCCAUACAUAUAUGCAUACAUAUAUAAGGUAUCACUGUGAAAUAACGAUCCUGUUACUGUUACGAUUAUAGAUAUAUCACACGGGUGUUUUACACCUGCACUGAUAUCAAUCACACAGCACAAGUCCCCCUCCCCUCUUGGCAUACACAUAGAUUACGAUAGCUUGCAAAAAGACAUAAACAAAACAAAAAACCCGUUUCCACACUCACACCACGGAGACAAACAGACAGACACACUGGCACGCAGACAUACUGACGUAUAGACAGACAGAAACAUAGUGUGAUCAGUUAGUUUCACUCACACCCACACUCUGGUAUAAGACUCAUUUUCAGUUUUUUACGGAACACAAACGUACGCACGCACAGAAAAAUGCAGUCACUGACGUGUAUAUUUAAAUAAGCAUUCUAAAGCGCGCGUACACACACAUACACACACACACACAUAUACACACACACAUACACAUACACACGUACAAAUACACAUACACACAUUAAUAUACUUAUUUAUAUAUAUAUAAAUAUAUAUAUAUAUAUACGUACGUGUGUAGGAGUGUUUGCGUGUGUGUGUACUUACAUACAUGCGUGCAUAUAUAUACCUAGGCAUACAUAUAUACAUGUACAUGUGGCUGCUAAAACUAGAACAAACGCGAAUAGAACACAGUAUUAUAUAAAAAAAAAAAAAAAAAAAAACAGCGGAUUUAAUGCAUGCAAAAAAUCGUUUAAUUAUUCUAAUUUAAACAUGGAUUUAAAUCACCAAAAUUAAUUAAUUCAUUGAAUUAUACCAUUACUACUAUUAUUAUUAUUAUUAUUAUUAUUAUUAUUAUUAUUAUUAUUAUUAUUAGCAUUCUUAUCGCUAUUCCCGUUCUCAUCUUCAUCAUUAGCGACGCUAUCCUCGUAAUUCUCUCCAAAAAUGAAAGAAGAAGAACAGUAAGAAAGAAGCACGAGAUAGAAAGAGGAGAAGGAGGAGAAGAAACGAAAGGAAGGAAAAGAUAAACAGAAAGAGUAAAAGAAAAGGAAAGAAAAGAAAAACGGAAGGAAAAGAAGGAAAAAAAUCAACCAGAAGCCGAAGAUUUCUGUUAAAUUGGAGUUACCGUUAAAUCGUGACAACUGCUACAUGGUGUGCCGUUCUCCCUGUAUCUGGUACAUGUAGCAAUCUUUUAUUUGUUUUUCUGUGGAAAUUAUACAAAAAAGAAAGAAAAAAAAAGAGAGAGCGAGAGAGAAAGAAAAACGAAAAAUAUCUCUAUUACAACAACAACAACAACAACAAACACCACACAACAUUCAACAACAGAGGAAAUCGAGAGAAUCUUCCAUGUGUGUAUGUGUGUAUGGAAGUGUGAGGGAAGCGAGUGUGAGGGUAAGAACGAAGGAAGAAUAGGUUUUGAAAAAGAAAGAGAAAGAGAGAAGAGAGAGAGAGAGAGAGAAAGAGAGAAAGAGACAGACAGACGAAGAUAGUUUUAAAGCAAAAAUUAUAUACCUAUAUAAACAUAUAAAGAUAGAUAUAUUAUUUAAAUAUAUAUAUAUAUAUACAUAUAUACACAUACAAACAAAUACAUAUUGCAUGCACACACAUAUGCAAACACAUACAUAUAUAAUAUAAAUAUAUACAUAUUGCAAAUAGAUACAAACCUAACACUAAAAUUCCAUAUCUAUAUUACACUUACAUAUACACACAGACAGACAUACACAGAUACGAACGUAAACACACCAACACUCACACACAAUACACACACAAACACAUACACAUCUCAUUAUUAGUUAAUUUGUAUUUGGAAGUGUGUAUGAGUGAAUGUUGCGCGAGUGUGUGUCUAUUAACUUAUGCGUAGUAUUGUGUGUAUACAUAUAUGUAUGUAUAUAUGAGUGUGUGUAAGAGUUUGAAUGAGUUGGUGUGUGCGUGUGCGCACGUACGUAUGUGUGAGAGCGCUGUGAGUAGAUCGAGUCGUGUUGUGCUCUGACACUACAUCUAUCUAUCUAUCUAUCUAUCUAUCUAUCUAUCUAUCUGUCUAUCUAUCUAUCUAUCUAUCUUAUCUAUCUAUCUAUCUAUCUAUCUAUCUAUUUAUCUAUCUAUCUAUCUAUACAGAGAGAUAGAUAGAUAGAUAGUUCGUUAUCUAUCGAUCUAGAUAUAUAUAUAUAUAUAUCUAUCUAUCUUUCUCUUGUUCCGGUAUUUACGUCCACAGUCAAAAUAGCCGCCACCGUGGAAAUAGCGGAUUUGUUACGCGCCCGGAGCUACUACUAUUACCCCGGCAACAUCAACACCCUCCACAACGGCUGGAACGGUGUGGACAUACACACCUCCAUGGACACGUUAAAUGACACGUUGUGUCUGGAGGAACUGGUCAGCGAAACAUCGGCAGCCCCUCAUUCACAACCGACUACAGCAAUGACUGUUGUGCAACACUUAGAAACACGGAGUACGGGUGUUGGCCCCACGGGGCCAGCUACAUCGCCGGAGACCCAUUAUACAAAUCGCUGCAACUCCAGUCGAACAGCAAUCACAGUCAGUGACAAUUCCACAGAGAAAUCAGAUUCCAAUGACACGAACAAAUGCAAGGCUAUAGAUGAUACGGGCUGUGAUGAUGAUAAGAAGAAACGGCGACAAAGAAGGCAACGUACUCAUUUUACUAGUCAACAGCUCCAAGAACUGGAGGCUACCUUUGCCCGGAACAGAUAUCCAGACAUGGCUACAAGAGAGGAAAUUGCUGCCUGGACCAAUCUUACAGAAGCCCGUGUCAGGGUGUGGUUCAAGAAUCGACGCGCAAAAUGGCGGAAACGUGAACGGAACAUGGAAACCUUUAAGAAUGGUUUCGGACCGCAAUUUAGUGGUUUGAUGCAGCCACCAUUCGACGACAGUCUUUACACAGGAUAUUCCUACAACAACUGGGCUACCAAAGUACCGAGUCCGCUUGGACCGAAGGGCUUCUCAUGGGGACUGAACUCUGUCAACCAUCUCCCUUCAGUAGUGACGACUCAACCGAUGUGUUUCUCAUCGCCCGCCAGUAGCAUCAGCAGCAGUAUGGUUGGAGGCGGAGUGCCAAAUGUUGCUUCAAUGGGUAACGUAACAUCGCCGAACACCGCCUGCCCCUACGCACCUCCGGCACCACCUUACAUCUAUAACAGAGACCAGUGUUCAACAAGCAUUGCUUCUCUCAGGUUAAAAGCCAAACAGCACAGUCCUUUCGGUUACCCGACUGUGCCAACUAGACAACCCACCCUAUCGGCCUGUCAGUACGCAACUGUUGGCAACGGUAGCACUGUCUGAAAGAGCGGGGAUUUCGUUCGGCUGAUAGUGGCAGUGAUGGUGAUACUGGCGCUGGUGGUGGUGGUGUUGGUGAUGGUGAUGGUGAUGGUGAUGAUUGUGGUUAGGUGGCAGUCAUACGUGCCAUCGAUAAACCACAGAAAUCAAUGAAUCAUAUCUCUUAGAUUUUUCUCUCUUUUUAUUUUAUUAUUUUUUUCUUCAUGAAAGAGAAGAGGAAGAAUGAAGAAAGAAGAAAAAAGGAAACAUAAUGCAAAAAAAUUUUUAAAUAUACAAAACAAAAGACUUCACACACACACACAGACACACACACACACACAUGUACACAUACAUCAGAAUGAAAGGAGAAAAGAGUGAAAGAGAAAUAAACAAAAAAAACAUAAACGAAUAAAAAA